Molecule: messenger RNA, 1380 nt
Organism: Endocarpon pusillum Z07020
Lineage: Eukaryota; Fungi; Ascomycota; Eurotiomycetes; Verrucariales; Verrucariaceae
Exons: 1
Coding region: 1-1380 (459 amino acids)
Source: RefSeq, a predicted model, not a curated record
AUGACGCCCAACACAGCAGCCUCACCAGCAGCCGAAGUACAAAACCUCCUCCGCUUCCUCUCCCAGGAUGCCCGCGUCCCCCUCUCCACCGCUCUCUCCAAGAUCAACGACCUCCGCAAAGCCAAACUCAACACCCCCGAAGCAAUUUCAAAAACUAGCGUCACUUCCAUCAGCCGCGUGUUCUCCGGCGACGAGAAGCUAGCCAAGCAAAUCCUCGCAGCAGCAAAGCGUGCCUCGAAUCCCAAGUCCAAAAAGCGCUCUGCUUCUGGUAAUGGGGAUGGGCAAGUGGCAUCAAAGCGGGCGAAGGGCCCAAAUGGUUAUUCGCAGCAGCAGUCCCCAGCCGAGCUGGAAGCAUCCCUCGCCCUCCCUACCUCGACUCUGUCACUUUUAGAGUUACAAUCCAUAACUGUGCAGACGAACCGCGCGCCCCUCUUUCUGGCCUUUGCGGUGACGCUGCUGAAAUACACGAUGCCGGAGCAGCCGUUGAGUAGUCGGUUAAGCCUUGCCCAGGCGGUCGUUAGUGCGAACAGCAGGACGAAGGCGAAGAGUAUCGGGUUGGUUGAUGGGAAGAGUGCGGAGGAUGAGGGGUGGGGGCAUGGACAGCCCAAAGUGAGAGUGAUGGGGAGGAUGGUGUCGGUGAUGAGAAGGCACGGAUAUUUUCUUGACGGGAAUAGAGAGGAUGGUGGAGGUCAAGGAGAAGAUAGGAACGAUGGAGAUGGGAUUAAACAAGAAAUAAAAGAUGAAGGAAAUGAGGCCCCGGUAAAACAAUACCAGCGGUUCCCAGAGGAGAGUAUGGAGAGCAAGGAGCUUCCCUUAUGGGGUCUCGACCUCGAAGCCCUCAAAAAGCUCAACAGCAACAUCAACAGCUCACCACCUGUCCUCGCCCCCUCGAGCAACAAGACCUCUGCCAACGCGAAUCCAGGCCUACCAAUCCACACCCCCCAAUCCGCACGUUCCUACCUCCUCAAAUCCUUCACCCAGGUCCAAGACCAAUCUCGAAUCCAAGACCCCUCUUCAACCAGCUCAGACCCGUCAAAACCCGCACCCUCGUCACCUAACCCGCCUCCUAAAUCCGUAACCAUCUCCUCUCAAAAAGGGAAAUCGGGAGCCCCUCCCUCAUCAUCCCAACUCGCCUCGCAAAAAGAGGAAGCCCUGUCCCACGUCCUCGCUGCGCUGGAUAUCCUCUUCUCUUCCUGGGCUCGCGAGACGGUCGUAGAGCGACAAGAACUGGACAGAAGAGCAUGGGAUUUCUACAUCCGCGUCCGACCAGACGUCGAGGCGGGAGUUGGUGGGUGGGGCCAGAAGGGACAUGUACCGCUCAGGCGAAUCUUGGAGCUUAGGAAGUUAGAAGAGGUGGGGGCGAAGUUGGGAGAGGGAUAA